This is a messenger RNA of Erythranthe guttata (spotted monkey flower), 1514 nucleotides long. RefSeq names its product AP2/ERF and B3 domain-containing transcription factor RAV1-like. Gene Ontology annotation, molecular function: DNA binding; DNA-binding transcription factor activity. NCBI's taxonomy places the organism in Eukaryota, Viridiplantae, Streptophyta, Magnoliopsida, Lamiales, Phrymaceae. Gene Ontology annotation, biological process: regulation of DNA-templated transcription. The record is from RefSeq and is a predicted model, not a curated record.
AUUUCUCUCUCUCUUCUUUCCCCUCUCUCUCUCUCUCUAACUUCUCUCUCUAAAAUUACCAUCUCACACACACAGAAACACACACACACACACACACACACACACACUUGUUUUUCUACAACAGAAGGAAAUAUGGAUUUAAGCUUCGCAGACGAGAGCACAACCAGCGAAACCGUAUCAAUCACGCCGGCGGUGGCGGCGUCAAAGUCGCCGCCGGAGAGCCUCUGCCGCGUCGGCAGCGGGGCGAGUGCGAUCACCGACGCGGAGAACGGCGUGGAAGCGGAGUCGAGGAAGCUGCCGUCGUCGAGAUUCAAGGGGGUGGUCCCACAGCCCAACGGCCGGUGGGGGGCGCAAAUCUACGAGAAGCACCAGCGCGUCUGGCUCGGCACCUUCAACGAGGAGGAUGAAGCCGCCAGGGCCUACGACACCGCCGCGCAGCGCUUCCGCGGCCGCGACGCCGUCACUAACUUCAAGCCAUUGUCGGAGACCCAGGAGGACGGCGUCGAGACCGCCUUCCUCAAUACCCACUCCAAAGCCGAGAUCGUCGACAUGCUCAGGAAGCACACGUACGGCGACGAGCUCGAGCAGAGCAGGCGGAGCUACAACUCCAACGGGCGGAGGACGGCGGAGGACGGCCCGUUCGGCUUCUCCGGCCGCGGCGGCGACAGGGCGGCGAAGGCCCGGGAGCAGCUAUUCGAGAAGGCGGUGACGCCCAGCGACGUCGGAAAAUUGAACCGGCUGGUGAUACCGAAACAGCACGCGGAGAGGCACUUCCCUCUGCAGAGCGGCAGCACCUCGAAGGGGGUUCUGUUGAACUUCGAAGACGCCGGCGGAAAAGUUUGGCGGUUCCGGUACUCGUACUGGAACAGUAGCCAGAGCUACGUGUUGACCAAGGGAUGGAGCAGAUUCGUUAAGGAGAAAGGCUUGCGCGCCGGAGAUAUCGUCAGUUUUCAGAGAUCGACGGCGCCGGAUAAUCAGCUCUACAUUGACUGGAAAUCGAGAAAUAUUAAUAACGGAUCCAAUGCGGCGGCGGCGGUGGUGGCGGUUUCGGGCCGGGCUCAGCCGGUUGUGAUGGUUAGAUUGUUCGGAGUGAACAUAUUUGAGGCGGCGCCGAGUGACGCCGCCAUUGAUGGUUACGGAAGUUGCAGUGGGAAAAGGAUGAGAGAGAUGGAGUUGUUGGGAUUAGAUUGUAGCAAGAAACAGAGAGUAAUCGGUGCAUUGUAACAAUUAGUUUUUAUUUUUAAUUUUAAUUUUUUUUAUAAUUAUUAUUAUUUAAAUUGUUAAUUUUAGAGAGAGAAAGAGAUGAGAAGGUGGAGUGAGAUGGUGAUGCGCAAGUUGCCAGAAAAUAAAUUAAAAAGGAAAAAAAGAAAAGUUUCCAAUUGUACAGAGACAGAGGUUAGCUGAAGAGAGCUGAACUUGUUAGAAAAUGGAAAUAUGCAUAAACUGUCUAUUUGUUGUUCUCUUUCUUAGUUUUGAAUUAAUAUUAUAUUAAUAUUAAAUUAAUUAUCUUUAUU